AUGUCCCUGCUCUGCGCCAUCGAGAAACGCCUGAUGCCGGCCAAACGCCUGGCGUACGCUCUCUUGAUCCUCCCGAUUGGGAAGAUGCAGGUGCCUUUCCGUCUCGUGGACAUCAGCCAAGGUGAGAGGCGCUGGAUCAGCAUUGCCGAGAUCCGGGAAGGCGCUGACAAGCCAGUCGCAGACGUAGAUGGCUUCGGGACUUAG
This is a messenger RNA of Aspergillus udagawae, 204 nucleotides long. RefSeq lists its product as uncharacterized. The transcript has 2 exons. Bases 1 to 204 code for a protein of 67 amino acids. The record is from RefSeq and is a predicted model, not a curated record. Lineage: Eukaryota; Fungi; Ascomycota; Eurotiomycetes; Eurotiales; Aspergillaceae.